Messenger RNA from Mytilus californianus (California mussel), 4276 nucleotides. RefSeq lists its product as uncharacterized. Bases 140 to 2533 code for a protein of 797 amino acids. NCBI's taxonomy places the organism in Eukaryota, Metazoa, Mollusca, Bivalvia, Mytilida, Mytilidae. The transcript has 4 exons. The record is from RefSeq and is a predicted model, not a curated record.
GACUUGUUGAUACCAGAUUAUUUAAAAAAAAGGGGAAACCAAUACAAAUGUAUUAGUAGAACUAAAGGGUUAAGAAGAAAUAAGACAACAUAGCAUACAUGGCAUAUCAAGCAAAAUAAACCUAUUAUAAAUUUAUAUAAUGGCAUCUACAGUUGAUCCAUUGGACUUAAUAAAUAUAGAACAGAGGUUAUUUACUUUGGAAGCAAAUACUAACAAAUUUAAUCUCAACAGAAGUGAGAAUCUCAGAAGAGUGCAAGAACAGACAAAAAACUGCUAUACUGAAAUCAGAGCUUUUAGAAAGGAUGUCAACACCUUUUUGGAUAAAAUUGAACAGGCAUUCUGUCAAGAGCUUUGGUCAUUAGAAGUGGAACAAAGGGAUAAUAUUCUAUAUGUUGUUCAUGAACUUGAGAAAGUAAAUCAUGCUGUCAUAACAUUAAAAGCAACACUGAGAGAAAUUAAAAACGGUGCCAGCAAUGCCUAUAAUGAAAGUUUCGAAAAAUUAAAAAAAGAAUUAUGUGAGAAUGAAAACUCAGUGUAUAUUAAACUCUUUAACAGUAGUGGUGGGAGGGAACUGGACCUUAAUAUGUUGUUAAAUCCUGAAUUACAAACAUUAACUAGUAAGAUUCAAUCUCUAGGUGAUGUGUAUUUUGCACGUGGUCCAUCAAGGAUUGAGUUUGAUGAGAAGAAUACAUUUAUGGUUGAUACUGAAAUGACAAAAGAAUCUCAAAGUGAAAAAAAUGACAGAGAAGAUGGGAACAAAGAGGAGGGAAGAAAAGACGUAUCAACGUUUAUUUUUCAAUCACAAGAAGAUUCAGAGCUGAUAUGUAAAGUCAAACAAGAACCAAUUGAGGAUUGCCCAAUUACUACAGAACCUUUGCCUUCUAAUAUGUCAGUACAUGUAUCUAGUGUUACUCAAUCACAAGGUAUUCCGGUAACCAUGGUUACAUGUACCACACCAUAUUUUAUACGACCACUUUUGACGUCUGCCAUUCAUGCUCCUAUUGUUAUGCCUGCAAAAGUGUCUUCAGCGCCUACAAUGCAAUUUCCUGUUCCCAUUCAGUCUGGAAAUAACAGAGCCCCAGCUACAUUUCAAUUACCAUCAGGUAGUAAUGUUCAGUCUUCACUCAUGGCAGCAAAACAGCCGUAUCUUAUUAGAUUCAUGCCAAUAGAUAUGAAUUCAAAGAUAAUCAGACGUUUUCCUUUGGUACCUGUUAUGCCAGCUUCAACAAAUGCACCUACCUGUACAUCUACUGGUAAUCAAUUACCGGAAACCCAACUACAAAUGGCGCUACAGUCAAUCGAUCAACCCAAUCAUCCAUAUUUAUCUCCGGUUAAUGAGCCUGGAAACAUUCAAAAUAUUGUUGCUAUACAGACAGAUAGUGAAUUAAAACAAUAUGACCAGCAAUUAAUUAAGUUAGAACCAUUGAGUCCACAACCAUGUAUGUCACCUGAGAGUGAACAACCACCUUCUGUGGAGGAGCUACUAUCAGAGAUAGAAAAGAAUAAUGAGGAUGACCAACCAUCAACAAAAAAACGUGGACGAUUCCAAAGAAUGACCGAUGAAGACAUGGAGGAGUUACAAGAAACAAAUUUUGAAUCCAAAUCUACGCAAGCCAACACAAGAUGGGGUGUAAAAAUGUUUCAAGAAUGGAGCAAAGAAACUUCGGGAGAAGAUACGGAUUUAGAAAAUAUAUCUGCAGAGGAUUUAAAUGAAAAGUUGAAGUAUUUUUAUGCUGAGACCAAACCUAUGACAAAAGCAAAUGAAAAUAUAAGUUAUAGACAUGUGAAUCCCACCAUUUAUAAAAAACAUACAAUGAAGAAUGCUCGAGCUGCAUUAAAUCGCUAUUUUAAAAAUAUUAAAAGAGACUUUGACAUAGUAAGAGAUUCUGCAUUCAAGGAGAGUAAUGCUUUAUUAGAUGCAAAGAUAAAAAUUCUCGAAAAGAAGGGUUUGUUAUCCAAGUGCAGAUACAGGGAAAAUAUUGACAAAGAGGAACUGAAAUUAUUGUGUAGAUAUGUAUAUCGGUCAAAUUGUAAUGCUCUCUCAUUAAGACAAAGUGUAUGGUUCUGUAUUACAAUAAACUUUCUUUCGUUGACUAAAGAGAACCAGAAGCAAUUGAAAAUAGAUUCAUUUGACUUUAACACAGAUGCUGACGGUACAGAGUAUGUUGUCAUUAACCGUGAGACUAUAAAUCUUUUCAACUGUCAGGAUUUAGAAAAGGAGCGCAUGUGUGCAUCACCUUGGAAGGCUUUCUGUCCUAUUGCAGGACUUCGCUUACUUAUUAGAAAAACUGACCCAAAAGCAGAUUUUUUGUUUAAUUGUCUGAGCAGAGAAGUUUUAACAUCUACUAUAGAACACAAAGUAGAUAUAUGGUAUUAUGCAAAAACUGUAUCAAAAAGAACGUUUAACUUAUUCAUGUCUGAUAUUUGUAAAUCAGCAGGCUGUAGAAGCCUAUAUAGUUCAGGUUGUUUACGUGAUACUGCUUUAUUUUCUAAUCAGGAUCCAGAUUUGAGAGCUCUUAUGUAUAAUUUGUAAAAGUUAGGUACUCUUUUAAGAACAAUUCAUUGUUUAUGAGUUUACACUCCAAGCUCAAAUAUCUGUUUAUCAUUGUAAAUCCUUUUUUCAGGUUUUCUAAAAUCAGCAGUGUUCAAGAUGAGGAGACUUAAUACAGGUAUUCGAAAUUUCGUUUGUUUGUGCAACAGAACAUGCUCUUUGAAUAUCAUACUUAUUAAAGAAAUCCCAUUUACACAUUUAUUUUUUUUAAUUAUUUAUUCAUUAUAUUUAUUUCUAUAACACCAGAUAUUAUUUUUGGGUUUUUUCAGGUAAAGAAUUUGUUAUGUUUUAACUGAGACUACUGUGUGUUAUAGUUAAGUCUCAGGUUUUAUUCAUUAGCCCAGGCUGCUGGAUUGAGAGCAUAUGUACAUUAUGUUAAGGAUGUUCCCUACUCUGUUUCAAAAUAACAAGUUUUUUAAAAGACUAUUAUAAAUUGAUAGUAUAUAAAUAACGGAACUAAAAAAGCAGAAAAAAAUGAAGGGUCCGUGUGCUUGUUUUUGAGAUAUAAAUGCCGUUGAAAAUUUAGCGGGAAAUGAUUCUCUCUAGAUUUUUUAUACUAUUAACAUUGGCACUGUUUUUGUCUCGCCUUGAUGAAGUCAAAAAGCGAGACAUAGGUAUGCUGUUUCCGGCAGUGGCGGCGUCAACAUUGUAUUAGUUUGUGAUUAGGUCAAGUGUAUGGUGAACCACUAGUGGUAGGUCAAUGAUAUUUGGUAUAAGCAUUGGCACAUCUCAUUUCCAUGGAGAUUAUUUGACCCUGCCCCCUCAGUCAUGGUCUAUUGACUUUGAAACUUUUGCUUAGUUUACAUGUAUUAGUUUGUGAUUAGGUCAGUUCAAGGGGAACCAUUAGUGGUAGGCCAAUGUUAAUUGGUAUGCAGUUGUAUAAGCAUUGGCACAUCUCAUUUCCAUGGAAAAUAUUUGGCCCCGCCCCCUCAGUCAUGGUCAAUUGACUUUGAAACUUUUGCUUAGUUUACUUGUUUUAGUUUGUGAUUAGGUCAGUUCAAGGGGAACCAUUAGUGGUAGGCCAAUGUUAAUUGGGUAUGCAGUUGUAUAAGCAUUGGCAGUUUGGCACAUCUCAUUUCCAUGGAAAACAUUUGGCCCCGCCCCCUCGGUCAUGGUCAAUUUACUUUGAAACUUAGUUUACAUGUUUUAGUUUGUGAUUAGAUCAGUUUAAGAUGAACCGCUAAUGUUAAGUCAAUGAUAUUUGGUAUGCAAAUUUAUUGGCAUUUGCAAGUCUAGUUACCAUAGAUAUUAUAUAGCCCCACCUCCUCAUCAUGGUUCAUUGACCUUGAAACUUUUACAUAGUUUACAAGUUAAUGUUUGUCUUUAGGUUUGUUUAAAGGAAAUGACUUAUGAUAAGUCAAUGGUAUUUGGUAUGCAGUUGUAUUAGCAUUUGCACAUCUCAUUUCCAUGGAGAUUGUUUAGCCAUGUACCUUCAGUCAUGGUUCAUUGACUUUGAAUAUUUGCAUAACUUACAUGUUAAAGUAUUGCUCUUUUAAUUUCAACAUUUGCAUUAUCAAAAUUACAAAAAGGUGAGACAUAUCUCUGUGUUAACAGUUUAUUCUAUCAAAAACUAUGAAAAAAUAACAAGGAUUUUACAAGAUUUUCAAAUAUGGCUUUUUAAACUAUAUGUUAUAAAAUUAUGAAAAGAAAAGUAGGGCUUAGUGGGCAAAAUUUUUAAUGGCACUACAUGGAUAAAACCAGAGGAUUCCGAAUAUCUGACAAAAA